AUGAGUGGCGGUUGGAACACAAUUGAGUCCGAUGCGGGCGUCUUCACCUACCUGCUGGACAACCUCGGUGUGAAAAAUGUGCAGUUUGAGGAGCUCAUAACGAUGGACCCCGAUUCUCUCGCGCAGCUGCACCCCGUCUACGGCGUCAUCUUCCUCUUCAAGUACCCCACCGACACACCCUACACCUCGGCCGAGAAGCCCCACGAGGGCACCUUCGACCACGACGCCGCAGAGCGCCUCUUCUUCGCCGCCCAGACCAUCCAGAACGCGUGCGGCACCCAGGCGCUCCUGUCGGUGCUCAUGAACAAGCAGGACGAGCGGUCGCCCGAGGGGGAGGCGGGCCACAUUGACAUCGGGGAGAAGCUGCGCGACUUCCGCGACUUCACCAUGGCGCUGCCGCCCGAGUUCCGCGGGGAGGCCCUGUCCAACAGCGAGCUGAUCCGCGACGUGCACAACUCGUUCGCCAAGAGCAGCCCCUUCGCCGACGAGACGCAGCGGACGAGCGGCGAGGCCGAGGACGUCUACCACUUCGUCGCCUACACCCCCGUCGGCGGCACCCUGUACGAGAUGGACGGCCUGCAGCCCGCGCCCAUCAGCCACGGCACCUGCACGCAGGAGGAGUUCCCGGCCAAGGUGAUGGAGGUGCUGCAGCGGAGGGUGAGCCGGUACGACGCGACCGAGAUCAGGUUUAAUCUGCUAGCCAUGGUUCGCGACCUACGCAUCCGGGCGAGGGAGAUCGGGGACCACGAGCUGCUGGAGCGGGAGCAGAGGAAGCGGAGGGACUGGCGCUUUGAGAACGCGCUCAGGCGGCACAACUUUGUCGGGUUCGCCGGGGAGGUCCUGAAGGGGCGUGGUCGCCUCGAAGCUGAAGGAGGGCGGCGAGGACGCGUACAAGAAGUGGGUGGACGACGCGACGGGGAAGAUGAAGCACCGGGCUGA
Molecule: messenger RNA, 939 nt
Organism: Diaporthe citri
Lineage: Eukaryota; Fungi; Ascomycota; Sordariomycetes; Diaporthales; Diaporthaceae
Exons: 3
Coding region: 1-939 (312 amino acids)
Biological process (GO): protein deubiquitination; ubiquitin-dependent protein catabolic process
Cellular component (GO): cytoplasm
Molecular function (GO): cysteine-type deubiquitinase activity
Source: RefSeq, a predicted model, not a curated record